Molecule: messenger RNA, 1529 nt
Organism: Cornus florida
Lineage: Eukaryota; Viridiplantae; Streptophyta; Magnoliopsida; Cornales; Cornaceae
Product: dof zinc finger protein DOF1.4-like
Exons: 2
Coding region: 326-1177 (283 amino acids)
Biological process (GO): regulation of DNA-templated transcription
Molecular function (GO): DNA binding; DNA-binding transcription factor activity
Source: RefSeq, a predicted model, not a curated record
UGGUCCUAGAAGGAAGCUAAGCUCGCUUAAAUUACACCUCCCAAAUAUUAAAAACUAAAAAACCCCUCUUGGCCACUGCAAUCUCAAGCAAUUUUGGUCUUCUUAAGUCUCCUUGUUACUCCUAUUAUUAUCAUUAUUAUUGUUUUUACAGGUAGAGAGAUACAUAUAUAGAUAUAGAGAGAAUAUAUCUCCGACAUGCUCACUUCUCAUCACCUUCCUACCCAUUUCAUUGCACUCUACCCUGUCCAAUCUUUCUCUAUAUCUCCACAGAAACACACCCUCUUUGUCAACAAAAACAACCUUAUUCUCCUCGUCAUCUUCAGAGAUGGGUUUGAGUACAAAACAGGUUUCUAAUGAUCACGGGCUUGAUUGGGGCCAGACCCUUUCGCCCUCUGGUGCUCUGGAGUUGCCCGAACCACCACCGGUGAGGCGACAACAACGGCAACAACAACAAUCGGAGCAGUUGGAUUGUCCCAGGUGUGGCUCUACUAACACAAAGUUCUGCUAUUACAACAAUUACAACAAGUCUCAGCCUCGCCAUUUCUGCAAAGCUUGUAAGAGGCAUUGGACUAAAGGUGGCACUCUUCGUAACGUCCCCGUGGGCGGUGCUCGCAAAAAUAAGCGGCUCAAAACAUCAAACACUUCCUCCUCCACCACCACCACCACGACGGCGGCCACAAAUAAGAGUAAUACUAAUUUGGGUGUGCAGAGUCAGCAACAAUGUCAAGAUCACCUUUCUCUAGAGAACGAUGAUCAGAAAAAUUUCUCAGACAUUUUCUAUCAAUCCUUGAUUCAUCCACCAUCUUCAAUUCAACAUGACACCGUCAACAAUGGGUUGUUUAUGGGUUCAACUUUAUCGUUGCCACAGAAUCAGAAUCUAAACUUUCCCUUUACGAGCUUGGGGUCUAUUGACACCAACCCAUCUUCAAUUUCGACUUCGUUUCAGUCCUCGAAUGUUUAUAACUUCACUGGAGGGUUGACAAGUAUGGAGGAGACAACUGUUGGCUCCAUCAUGUCCAGCACAAGCAGCAGCAACAUCAUUUCUCUGCCAUGGCAAGUUCCUAACACAAGCAGUGUCAUGGACAUUCCAAACUACUGGAAUUGGGAAGAUAUUGAUACGUUUGGCGCCUCAGCUGAUCUCAAUAUACCAUGGGAUGAUAAAGAGAUCAAACCCUAAAGAUCAAACAGUGUCUUGGUAGAUCAUCAAUUUGGGUGAAUGGGUGUCUGUUUUUGAUAAUGGGUUGCCUUUUUUUUUCUUUUCUUAAAAGUCUUCUUGUUAGAUGAGGGCGUGCCUUGGUCCGAAUCAAGAAAACAGCCUAGACCCUGGGGUGGGACUAGCCCUUUUAAGUCUUAUUAUUGGAUGUUACUUAUAAUAUCACCAUAUUCAAUAUGUAUGUGACUCUGUAUUAAGUCAUGACAUCUAUUGUAGUCCCUCUCAGUCUGUAACUAUUAAUAGUGAGAUGUAUAGUGUUUGAAGCUGUCCUUUUUAGUUUCAGCUUCAGGCUAGUUAAGGUGUUCAUUAAUGCGCU